AUGCGCCUCUUCCUAAUUCCAAUCUCGACAAAACGAGUCCUCAUAUACGCCCGACCCUUGCGAAGGGAUCUCUCAAAAGAGUUGUCAUAUCUCGAUAGAAUUACGACAAAAGCCGCAGAAACAUGGGCCAAAUGGGAGGAAGCCGACAAAGGCUGGAAAAUGCAUCUUGUCCGCUGGGGUAAUCGAGUUCAGCAACGGAUACCAUACGAGGAAUGGGGCCUCAAGAGCAUUCCCUCACUCGAGGCGCAGCAGCGAGUCAACAAAGACCAUGGAAAGGUCAAAAUUGACGUGUUGUUCCCUGGAAACGCGAUGCGCUUGGAGCGAAUCUCUCCUGUGCUGCGCAAGAUAGCCACAGAGAGACAAGAGCUUCAUCGGAAGAAGAUGAUGUGGAGUAUGAUUGCUGCACCGAUCACAGCACCUCUUGGUCUUAUUCCAGUGGUCCCUAAUAUCCCUUUUUUCUAUCUGGCGUACCGAGGCUGGUCCCAUUGGCGCGCUUUGAAUGGUUCUAAACAUCUUGAAUUUAUCGUCGAAAAGAAUCUCCUCAACCCUAUCUCUUUACCGGAGUUGGAAGACCUAUACGCCAAACGGGCAUCACGAGCACUCGAAAAAACCGAGAUUGACACCCCUUAUUCCGAGAUUGCGGAGGACAUAGAACAAAGCGACGACCGGAUCUUGCUGAAAAUGUCCGAUGCUAAGAAGUUGGCUACAAUUCUGGAGGCCCCAGAGCUUGCAUUGGAGGCCGAGCGAGCAAUCAUCCAAGUCAGUGAACAACUCGAAGCUACGGCGAAGGCCAAGGAGGCGGAGAAGGAUGAGAAGAAAGACUCAUGA
This is a messenger RNA of Penicillium soppii, 828 nucleotides long. RefSeq names its product mitochondrial K+-H+ exchange-related family protein. The record is from RefSeq and is a predicted model, not a curated record. The transcript is spliced from 3 exons. Gene Ontology annotation, biological process: proton transmembrane transport; potassium ion transport. The coding region runs from base 1 to 828 and encodes 275 amino acids. NCBI's taxonomy places the organism in Eukaryota, Fungi, Ascomycota, Eurotiomycetes, Eurotiales, Aspergillaceae. Gene Ontology annotation, cellular component: mitochondrial inner membrane.